AGAAAAUUUCCGGCCCGACGAGAAGUUCGAUCUAGUAAAAAUUAUUAUAAAUCAGAAAUGGACGUUGAAGGAAAAUUGCGUAAGAGAAAAUUGUUGCAAGAUUUUGACUUGAAAGUGAACAAUUUGUUUGAUAAAUUGUUGACUGAUGUGCAGGAUGAAGAAUUAGCGAAAGUUCUCAAAAAACAUAAGCAUAGCCUAGUUAACCAGCCAGAGGUAGCUGUCAUGUUAUGCACCUGUUGUGCUACUUCAUCAGCUUCAACUGCUGCAGCUAAAGAGGAGCCAGUGAAGCGACAACAAAAACAACAGUCAAAUAAAAAAGCUAAAAAGGCUAAAAUUGAAACUGCUACUACUGCUGCUGUUGCUGUUACUACUAAUAAUGAUGAUGAUAGCAGUAGCAGCAGUGAUGAUGAUGAUGACGUUCCAAUUCCAUCUCAAGUUCUCACACCAGCAAUUGUAAAAAAUAAUAAAAAUCUAGCUACAGCUCCUGCUGCUACUACAGCUGCUACCAGUGGCAAAAAUGAUGAUGAUUCAAGUGACGACUCGAGUGAUGAUGACAACACAACAAAGCCACCAACAGCAAUCACUAAACUGCAACCUGAUCCAAAGUCCACAGCUACUACUACGGCUGCUUCUACUACAGCUGCAGCCAACAAAAACAGCACUUCUAGCAGUGAUGAUGACUCAAGUGAUGAUGAUGUUGCUGACACUAAAAAGGCCCCAAAUGCAUCGCAAUCAAAAGUGCAAGAAAAAGCAUCAUUCAAUGCUGUACCUCCACCACCAUCUACAACAGCAUCAAAAAAGCCAAAAGCCGAAAAGACGACUGUUGUUUUAAAAAAAUUGAAACCAUCUGCAACAAAACAGCCAGUUGUGAUUGCCAACCCAGCAGGCAAGAGCAGUACUUUAAAAGUCACACCAACUAAGCAAGCAAUUGCCAACUCAUCAUCAGAUGAUAGCAGUAGCGAUGAUGAUGAGAGAGGAAAACCAACAGCCAUCAAAUCCAUCAAUGUCCUAAUGCCAUCUACCUUGAAAAAAAAUUCAGUAGAAAAACAAGCACCACCUUCAGUGACGUUGAACCCUAAAAGUAAAAUAGCGCCAGUUCAGGAUUCGUCAUCUGAUGACAGCAGCGAUGACGAACGCGGCAACAACGCCAAUGUCAAGGCCAAAUUGAGUGCUGUCAACAAGGUGGCCAACAUCCAACCAAAGACCCAACCUGCUUUGAGUUCUCUAAAUAAGAGAGCAGCACCAUCAUCAUCUUCAUCGUCAGAUAGUGAUGUCGAUGUUGCCAAUGUUAGUGUCAAGAAUUCAGCAGCUGCCACGGUUGCUGCUGCCGCUGCUGCCAACCAAUCAAAUUCAGUCAAAAAAAUGCAAGAUGAUGAUAGUAGUAGUAGUAGCAGUAGCGAUGAUGAUAUCGUUAAAGGUGGCAAUGUUAGUAAAAUAGAAACAACUGUUAAUAAAUCUACAGCGAAAAUGCCACAAUCUAAACAGGAGUCGGAUUCCAGCUCAGAUAGUGACGAAGAGGAUGAUAAAACAUCUCCGAAUACUCCACAGCCUGCCACAAAGCCUAAAAAAGUAAUUGAAAUUAAGAAGAGCAGUUUAGACAAGAUCAAGGUAAACCCCACCGGUCAGGCAGUUAGUGCUUCUGCCAACAAGUCGGUCACUGGGGGUGGUGAUAGCAGCAGUAGUGAUGAUGAUAGUGAUGAUGAGGUGAAUAAAUCUAUGAAAACAUCUACUCCAGCCAUUAAUGUUAGUGCAUCGGGAGAUGGAAAGAAGAAGAAGGAAAAGAAAUCACAAAACAGCCCGUUCAAAAGGGUUGAUGCAUCCAAAAUAAUACUGGACGAGAGAAUGAAAGAUAAUUCAUUUGAAGCUAAGCCUGGGGCCAAGGGAUCAUGGGGUGAAAAAGCCAACGAGGACCUAAAAACGACGAAAGGAAAAUCCUUUAGGCAUGAAAAGACCAAAAAGAAGAGAGGCAGUUACAAAGGGGGAGCUAUUGAUACCAGCAUUAACUCCAUUAAAUUUGAUGAUUAGUGAAUAGUGAAUUGAUUAAUUAAUGACUGAUUGAUUGUAUCAUCGAUGGGUGAUAAUAGAUUGUAUGCAUGUUCUAAGAUAUGUUUAAAAAUAAAUUAAUAAAUUGUCUCUGUAUUAUCGUUAUUUUAAUGGCCCGUUUCAAUUUAAAAUUAGUGUUAAAUUAACGUUAUGUUAUGCUGAAUUUUUUAAAAUCGUACGCGGGUGUGUGUUUGCACAUUUCGAUAGCUAUUUGACUGAAUAAGUGAUUGAUUGAUCGAUUGAUUGAACACUUAAUUUAGUGUUUCCUUCUACGAUUGUCAUGUUUAAAUACAGAAUAAUUUACGUU
Molecule: messenger RNA, 2350 nt
Organism: Helobdella robusta
Lineage: Eukaryota; Metazoa; Annelida; Clitellata; Rhynchobdellida; Glossiphoniidae
Exons: 5
Coding region: 58-2025 (655 amino acids)
Cellular component (GO): nucleoplasm; nucleolus
Source: RefSeq, a predicted model, not a curated record